CUCGGCACCACAUCCGCACUCCCCGCUCGCUCUCGCGCGCACGCAAUCGAUAUCCUUAUUCCUGUCAAAUGGAUAAUCAUGGCAGCGACGGCGAUUGAUACGAUGUUGCAGAGCAAUAGCUUUCAGGCGAAAAAGAAAGAGGACGUCGACAAUAAGGACAAUUUGUGGUCGUCUAUUCUGGCGGAAGUGCAGAACAGCGGCAACAACAAACUACCGUCGAACAAAAACGUCCUUGUUUUAGGUGACAAUGAGAGUGGGAAGACUACACUUAUAGCUAAACUGCAAGGUGUGGAGGAUCCAAAGAAAGGAUCUGGAUUAGAAUUUGCAUAUAUCGAUGUUAGAGAUGAUUACAGAGACGAUCAGACGAGAUUAUCAGUAUGGGUUCUGGAUGGAGACCCGGGUCACGCAAAUCUUUUGAGAUUUGCUCUGAACAAAGAGAGGUUUCCACAUACGCUUGUUAUGUUAGUCGCUGCCAUGACUACACCAUGGGCAAUUCUAGAUCAGCUUCAAUCAUGGGCGGCACUAUUAGGCGAUCAUAUUGACAAAUUACCCUUAGAUAAUGACACUAGGCAACGGUGCAGGCAGUUUAAUAUUAAAAAGUGGCAAGAUUACACAGAACCGGGAGACGAGCUUGAUCCCGGAAGUCCUCUACGACGCACUAGUCGUAAUCUGGACGACGACACCGCUGAAGGCUUACCUCUGCCGGAAGGAGUACUUAUAACCAAUCUGGGCCUAGACAUCGUCGUGGUCAUAACGAAAACCGAUUACAUGUCUACUCUCGAGAAGGAACAGGAUUACAAAGACGAACACUUCGACUUUAUGCAGCAAUGGAUCAGGCGGUUUUGCUUGCAAUAUGGCGCUGGUCUCUUCUACACAUCGGCGAAGGAGGAUAAGAACUGUGAUUUGCUUUAUAAGUAUCUUACGCAUAGGAUUUAUUCUUUACCGUUCAGGACACCAGCUCUGGUUGUUGAAAAGGAUGCAGUACUUAUACCCGCUGGUUGGGACAACAUGAAGAAGAUUAGCAUUCUGCACGAGAAUUUGCAGUCCAUGAAGGCGAGCGAUUACUAUCGCGAUGUUAUUGCGCAACCAGCGACCAAUCGAAAAUGUGUUGCGAGAGAAAUGGAGAUUCAGGCGGAGGAGGAGCAAGCUUUUCUUGCGAGGCAACAGGCCGCUCUGUCAGGCUUGAAAGACCCCACUCGUUCUCCGACCACUCGGAACCAGGUGGCGUCGCCGAACAAGAAGUUGGAUCCCAAGGGCACCGGUGCGACGCCGUCUGGGGAGGGUGUUUUAGCUAAUUUCUUCAAUUCUCUUCUCUACAAGAAAAGCGGAGUUCCACCCGGCUCACCCGGCACGCCAGGCAGCGUAGGAGCGAGUCCCAUAAAAAUCGAUAGCGCACCGGUGGACAAAGCCACGAUGUGUAACGACGCGGUGGCGGAAUUAGAUCGUCUUACGCGGACCAAGAAGCUGUCUCCACCCAACUUGAACUCGUCGUCUGAAUGUUAAGAGAUAGAAUGCGCUUUUUCUUCGCGACCCGUUACUAUGAUAAAGACGACGAAGUUGAGAAGCUUCGUCGCCAUCGGACCAGAUUUUAAGACACGAAUGUGGAGCAUGCUGUGAAACGGUAAGGCAGGUCGCAGGGGACUAAAAUCUAGCCCUAAUCAAUGAUAGUCUAACCCGAUCAAACCGAGUAAACGAGGAAGAUCCAAAAUGAAGAAAAAAAUGGAAGAAAAAGGAAUAAAAAUAUAUAAAUAUAAAUAUAUAUAUAUAUAUAGUCUGUCACCGUGCAACACACUCUGCAACAGCCUCGAUUGUUGUGUUUGACUAAAUAUCAUUAACGAUGCAGAGAACAACUAGAAAGCUAUUAAAUUAAUGUAAUUAAAUAUUUAAUAUAAUAAUAAUAAAUCAAGAUGCUUACGCACACCUG
Molecule: messenger RNA, 1924 nt
Organism: Odontomachus brunneus
Lineage: Eukaryota; Metazoa; Arthropoda; Insecta; Hymenoptera; Formicidae
Gene: Dlic
Product: cytoplasmic dynein 1 light intermediate chain 1
Exons: 10
Coding region: 79-1503 (474 amino acids)
Biological process (GO): microtubule cytoskeleton organization; microtubule-based movement
Cellular component (GO): cytoplasmic dynein complex; centrosome
Molecular function (GO): dynein heavy chain binding
Source: RefSeq, a predicted model, not a curated record